Messenger RNA from Fomitopsis serialis, 888 nucleotides. Its product is annotated as signal recognition particle SRP19 subunit. Gene Ontology annotation, molecular function: 7S RNA binding. Gene Ontology annotation, cellular component: signal recognition particle, endoplasmic reticulum targeting. The transcript is spliced from 4 exons. Gene Ontology annotation, biological process: SRP-dependent cotranslational protein targeting to membrane; SRP-dependent cotranslational protein targeting to membrane, signal sequence recognition. The record is from RefSeq and is a predicted model, not a curated record. The coding region runs from base 1 to 888 and encodes 295 amino acids. Lineage: Eukaryota; Fungi; Basidiomycota; Agaricomycetes; Polyporales; Fomitopsidaceae.
AUGUCUCGCAGAACAGCAGUCGUCGAGGAGUUCGACGACGACACAGAGCUCCCUCUCCCGAACCGACCUCUGCCCAACACAGGCUCGCGGGGCGCCAUCCUCGAAGAGCUCUCAGACGACGCCUACUCAGACGACGAUGUCCCCCCACUGCGUGCACCGACGGCUGGGCCCGCCUCGCCCUCACAGCUGCAGUUCAAGGCCCCCGUGCCAGAAAGGCCGGAGCACGGCGCCCGGGCGGUCACAGACAUCACGCCCUACAAGAAAUGGACGUGCGUGUACCCAAUAUACAUCGACGCAAAGCGACCGCACGGGACGGGCGAGCGGCGCAUCGCGCGCUCGAAGAGCCUCUGGUGGCCGCUCAGCAGAGACAUCGCGGAGGCUGCGGGCAGGCUCGGGCUCGGUACGCUGCACGAGAUGAACAAGGCGCACCCGCGCGACUGGGAGAACCCCGGGCGCGUGCGCGUGCAGUGGAAGAAGGAUGGGCGGCUCGUCGACCCCGGCAUCAAAACCAAGAAACAGCUGCUCGAGAAGCUGGCCUACCAGAUCCAGCUCGUCAAGCCCGACAAUGUGCCCAAGCCGCCGUACACGACGUCUGCGACGGUGUCAGUAGAACCAGAACCAGCGCCGGUACCCACGCCCUCGAAAGGUAAACAGCCCGCGUCCGGCAAGCCCUCCAAGACGACGAUCGAAGAAGGGUCGCCCGAGGCCACCCAGCCCCCGCAGCCUCACCCCUUGCUGACGAGCCGAGUCUCGCCAUACUCGCCUGCACUGCCCAGCGGCGUGCUGCUAGAGACGAUCAAGGCCGGAAUGAGCGCGCAGGAGGGCGCCCCUGCGAUAGGCGGAGGCGGAGGGAAGGGCAAACGGAAGGUCGUGCGGGUGAGAGGAUGA